Fopius arisanus is the source of this 1404-nucleotide messenger RNA. RefSeq names its product serine hydrolase-like protein. Gene Ontology annotation, molecular function: hydrolase activity. The record is from RefSeq and is a predicted model, not a curated record. Bases 331 to 1215 code for a protein of 294 amino acids. The transcript is spliced from 3 exons. Lineage: Eukaryota; Metazoa; Arthropoda; Insecta; Hymenoptera; Braconidae.
AAUGGAUUUGAAUGAACUUUGACUUUUUCAAAUUUUUUCAUUAUAAUUUUUAACUUCAACUCCAAAGUUAUGAGAUGCGGAAUUACUGGUCGUGUAAUGAUAAGGAUAGCCUUGCCGACUGUGGAAAAAAUAAUUAAAUCAGUCAAUUAGAUAUUCAAAAAAAAAAAUCCCCCGCCUCCUCGAAGAUGUUAUGUGCCUGAUACGUGACUUUCAGUUUCCAAUCGACAGUUUGUGCGAUAUUCACGACGCAGAUAUAAAAAUUGAAUUGCUACCAAGUAAGAAAAUUAUUAUUGCUCAUAAACGACAGGACCCAUAUCCCCAGCAACCAGGAUGGUCCCAACCGAUCUCACCCUCCAGGUGCCCUGGGGUCACGUGUCGGCGUUGUCCUGGGGAUUGUCUUCAAGGCCAGGAGUUCUCCUGGUCCAUGGUACCCAGGACAACGCAGGUUCGUUUACUCGUCUGAUUCAACUCCUCCCCCCGACGUUCCACUACGUGGCCAUCGAUCUCCCAGGGCACGGCUUCUCCUCGCACUUCCCCCAAGGUAUGAACCUGGACUUCUUCAACUUCGUCCUGACCAUCCAGUACGUCCUAAACGAGCUGAAAUGGAAGAACUGCUUCUACAUAGGGCACAGCUUCGGUGGAACACUGGGAGUCAUGUUCUCCAUUCUUUUUCCCGGUCGACUCCAGAAGAUCGUCACCGUCGACUCCCUCAUCCCCGUUGCCUACGAGUACGAGCAAGUCCCCGAUCGUCUGAAAACCGUCUUUGAUGCCACCCUCUUCGACCUCCAGAGGAAGGAACCAACUCUCUACACCAGGGAACAGGUGCUCGAUGCAAUAAUGAACAAGAGACAGUUCAGCCUGUCUCGAGAAGCAGCUGAAGCCCUGAUUGUGAGAGCUGUCACUCAAGUUGGGGACAAAUACAGAUACAACCGGGAUGUCAGGAUGAGAGCUCACGUCGGCCUUUACUUCGUAGAGGGCCAGAACUUCGAGUUCCUCAAGCGUCUCAGGACUCCUGUGAUGGUGAUAGUCGCCAAGAAUUCCUGGUUCGGACUCGUGAACAAACUCCCAGUGGUGAUGAUGUACGCGAAAAAAUUUUCAGACGUCCUAACCCUCGUCCACGUCGACGGCAAUCACGAUGUCCAUAAUAAUAAUCCGGAGAGAGUCGCCCCACACGUCCUCUCCUUCUUCGGCAACGGUACAACGAGCAAAUUAUGAGGAACAGAUAUUUUCGUGAUUAUCCCGUGGAUAAUUUAUUUAAUUAUCUCAUUAACCAAUUCAAGAUUCAAUAUCAUUUCAUUAUAGUUGAAUUGUUUUCCAUUUACAUCGGCUCUAAUUAUUACAGCCGUUUAUAUUCCUCAAUUCUGUAAUUAUCCAACUAAUCAAUAAAUGCAGUUAUUUAUCUAA